Mytilus californianus (California mussel) is the source of this 585-nucleotide messenger RNA. RefSeq lists its product as uncharacterized. NCBI's taxonomy places the organism in Eukaryota, Metazoa, Mollusca, Bivalvia, Mytilida, Mytilidae. The coding region runs from base 29 to 310 and encodes 93 amino acids. The transcript has 3 exons. The record is from RefSeq and is a predicted model, not a curated record.
UGUAUUGAAGAGUGACUUCCCUUUGAAAAUGGCAUCGCCUUCGCCAGAUCCAACAUUUACAAAAGAAGAAAUAAAGAGGAACCUAUUUAAAUCACCAAAUGUAGAAGCAGACAGAAUGACAGAUAGCAGUUCAGCCUUGUCAUUAAUGAAUAGGUUACAGAUAGAUUAUGAAAUAGAAAUGAGUAAGAAAUUAAUGCAAAAAGACGACAUGCAUGAGCAGAGACUGAAACAAUUACGACAAAAGCUGAAAAGUCUUAGUGAUGAUGACUGGAUGUACCCAUCGGUGGAAAAAUUGCUGGGACUGAGUUAAUCAGAAAAAAUUAUUACCUAUAAAAAAAUCAGGAACAAGCACAGAAUGGCCCGAGACCAUUGAGCAGUCUACAAAUUGCUAAUUAACUGAUAUGAAAGGUUUCAGAUUGUUAUCCAUAACUAAAUGAUAACAGUGUAACUGCAGAUUCCACACAAAGUUUUAUAUGGUGGAGAAUUUGUUAAUGGAAUUGGGAACUUACAUGUGUAUCUAUAUUUUAUCCUAACAAAUCUUAAAAGAACAGAUUUACCUAAACAUCUUAUUUUUAUGAUAUGAAA